Dermochelys coriacea (leatherback sea turtle) is the source of this 5289-nucleotide messenger RNA. RefSeq names its product telomerase reverse transcriptase (gene TERT). The coding region runs from base 505 to 4635 and encodes 1376 amino acids. Gene Ontology annotation, biological process: telomere maintenance via telomerase. Gene Ontology annotation, molecular function: telomeric repeat DNA binding; telomerase RNA binding. Gene Ontology annotation, cellular component: telomerase catalytic core complex. The transcript has 17 exons. Lineage: Eukaryota; Metazoa; Chordata; Testudines; Dermochelyidae. The record is from RefSeq and is a predicted model, not a curated record.
UCUCUCUCCACGAGUCUCCUUCGGAAGCUCCUUGUUUAAGCGCAUUCUCCCUCCACAGGGACCGUAAGCGGUCGCUGCGCAGUCCUGACAAAUAGCGUGUGAAAGCAGUUCGCUCCCCGCCGAAACAGCGUGCUUCCUCCAGCCGGGCCCCGGGGCCUGCCUCCACCUCCACUCCCGCCCGGCUCGCCGCUGACCUCAGCUCCCCUUGCCCGCGCGGCGGGGCGCGUGCGGCGCUGGUGAAGCCCGCUCAGCGGACGGCUCCCCCGGUGGGCUCGUGCCGGCCCUGCGGCCGCCGUGCGAACAGGCUCGCGCGCUAGGUCUGCGCAGGCAGGAGUGUGAGCAUGUGCAGGCGCUCAUAGGCCUGGGGCGGAGGGGGAGUGGGCAGCUGUCGCCGCCGUAGCUCCCAGCCCCGGGAACUCAGUAGGUGCAGCAGCCCACGUGGAGUUUGUGGGUCCGGGAGGGAGGCAUCAGCGCUUCUGGGAAAGGUGGGUCGGCUCCAGAAGCAUGGCAGGCUCUGGGCCCUUUCGUGCCGUGCUGGCCAUGCUGGAAGGCUGCUAUGCCGACGUGCUGGGGCUUGAACAGUUUGUGCAGAGGCUCCGGGAGGCGGCUGCCUGCGGGCCUGGCGAAGCUGAACUGCUGCAGCGCGGAGACUCCGAGCUCUAUCGGACGUUUGUGUCUCGGUGCGUGGUGUGCGUCCCCCGGGGAGCCCGAGCCAUCCCCCAGCCCCUCUCCUUCCAACAGUUAUCUAGUGAGAGUGAAGUAGUCAUAAGAGUCAUUCAAAGACUUUGUGAAAAAAAGAAGAAAAAUGUCCUUGCAUUUGGGUAUGCAUUAUUGGAUGAAAACAGUUCCUAUUCGCAGGUUAUGUCUACUUCAAAUAUAUGCAGCUAUCUACCUAAUACUGCAACAGAAACUCUUCGGAUGAGUGUGCUAUGGGAAACAUUAUUGAGCAGGAUAGGGGAUGAUAUUAUGAUGUAUUUAUUGGAACACUGUGCUAUCUUUAUGCUAGUGCCACCGAGUUGCUCUUAUCAAAUAUGUGGGCAGCCUAUGUAUGAGCUUACUUCAAGUAAUGCAGGACCUUCCACAGUGUUUGUAAAACAAAGAUAUUCAAAAAGUAGACAUAAUAUUCUGUUUGACUACAUGCAAAAAAAAUGUCAGUUAUCAAAGACAAACAGGUGGAAAUGGAAACCAAGAUCAGAAAUUAAUAUCUUGAGCACUAAAAGUCAAAGGAAUAAUAAAACACAAGGCUCUGCGCCUGAUUAUGAGCAUUCUGCCACAGCUAAGGGAGCUGUUGGGCAAAAUUCUAAAGCAAACAAACAGGUCAGAAUGGUCACUGGAAACCUGGAAAAUCUCAGAGGACCUAACCUAUAUCCAGUUGCUACAGCCACACCUUCAAAAAGGAAGCUUGAUAGGGAUCAAUUUGAAGUUACAGCUAAAAGGAUGAAGAUAAACCUAAGGGAAGAAGAGGAUGCUUGGAGCUUUGGAUCUAAUGUAGAUAAAAACAAGUUCACUUUGGACAUCAUUUAUGAUGCACAGUCUCUUUCAUGUGUAGAAUCAUUUUCUGUAAAUAACUUUAUUAAAAUAAAGUCCAUUUCUCAAGAAAAUGAGGGUAGAGCAGAGACUCCUGAUGCACCAUCUUUAGUGCAGGAAGUUCAAGAUAGUAAGGAAAAGUCUGUGACAGAUGAUGAGAAUUCGUUAAGGCUGCAUGUUCAGCGUAAUAAACUUUAUAAAUCUAGCACUGAUACUAAAACAAAUUCCAGCAGAGAGGGAGUAGAGCUAGAUAUCUGUAAAUUUCAGGUUGGUUCUGUACAAAUGAAAAAAGCAGAAGAUAAAUUUUUAAAAUACAGAGGACUUAAGUGCCCCCCAACUAAUAUAGCUAAGAAGCUAUCCAAUAAAAUCUCACGUUCCAGAGUGUACAUUGGGAGGAAAUGUCUCUUGUAUUCUUCCAGGAGCUUCCAAGAAUGUUUUCCUAAAUCAUUUUUAUUGAAUCGCUUAAAGGGCUGCCAAGCAGGGGGACAACAGCUUGUAGAAACGAUAUUCUUAAACAGCAAAAUGUUGGCGCAAAAAUGCAGUGAAAACAUAGCAAGUUACAACUGGAGAAAGAAGAGAUUGCCCAAACGCUAUUGGCAGAUGAGAGAUGUAUUUCAAAAAUUGUUAAAGAAUCAUGCAAAGUGUCCCUAUUUGGUACUUUUAAAAAAGAAUUGUCCUGUCUGGAUUUCUGAGACAAAUUCAAGCAAAACUGACACAAUUUGUCAGUCAGUUUCAUGUGACAGAGUACAGAUUGAUAGGGAAGCAGAAGGUCAAGUUGGGAAAGAGCCUCCUAUAUGUUUGACAAGCAAUAGCAGAGAAGGUGGUUACACUGAUGUUCCAAAUGGUUCGUGUUUGCUUUCUAAAAGAACUUCAACGGAUUUAAGUAUCUUAAGCAGCCCUGAGAAAUUUGUGUUGGGGCAAACAGAAAAUGAAAGACAAAAUGCUAAAGAAUUCUGUGAUCCUGGCUUGAAGGCGCUUCUCAGACAGCACAGCAGCCACUGGCAGGUGUAUGUUUUUGUGCGGGAAUGUUUAGACCUGGUGGUACCAGAAGAACUGUGGGGUUCUAGCUAUAACAAGUGCCGCUUUUUAAAAAAUGUGAAAACAUUUAUCUCCCUGGGAAAAUUUGCCAGGUUUUCUUUGCAGGAAUUGAUGUGGAAGAUGAGAGUGAAUGACUGUACAUGGCUUCGUGUGAUCAAAGAGAAUAUGCUCCCUAGAAACUCCAGUAGAAUCUUGGUUUUUGGCCAUGAUCCAGCACAACUCUUAGGUGAUCAUUUUGUUCCUGCUUUGGAACACCAUUACCGUGAAGAAAUUUUGGCCAAGUUCCUAUACUGGCUGAUGGAUACCUAUAUUGUACAGCUGCUCAGAUCAUUUUUCUACAUCACCGAGACCAUGUUCCAGAAGAACAUGCUUUUCUUCUACCGAAAACUAAUUUGGAGCAAGUUACAGAACAUUGGAAUGAGAAACCAUUUUGCCAAAGUGCAUCUUCGUGCAUUAUCUGCAGAGGAAAUUGAAAAAGUACAGCAGAAGAAAUGUGUUCCUAUGGCAUCAAAACUUCGGUUCAUCCCUAAACCAAAUGGGUUGCGACCUAUAGUAAAAGUGAACAGUGUUGUUGGAGCAAAAACAUUGAACAGGAAAAGCAGAGACAAGAAGGUUCAUUAUUUCAACACUCAACUUAAAAAUCUAUUUAGUGUUCUGAAUUACGAACGAACCGAAAACACCAGUCUCCUAGGCUCCUCAGUGUUUGGGAAAGAUGAUAUAUAUAAAAUAUGGAGAAAGUUUGUUUCUGAAGUUCUUGAAUCAAAUGAUAAAAUACCUCGUUUCUACUAUGUGAAGGCUGAUGUCACUGGGGCUUAUGAUACUAUUCCUCAUGAUAAACUUGUGGAAGUGGUCUCUCAAAUCCUAGAUCCUGAGAAAAGAACAGUCUACUGCAUACGGCGCUAUGCAGUGAUCAAGAUUACCAUGAGUGGACAAAUCAGAAAAUACUAUAGAAGACACGUUUCUACUUUCAAGGAUUUUAUGUCCCAUAUGAGAUUAUUUGUGUCCCAUCUGCAAGAGAGUACAUCGCUGCAAAAUGCCAUAGUAGUUGAACAGAGCCUUUCUUUAAAUGAAACAAGCUCCAGCCUGUUUGCUUUUUUUCUGCAAAUGAUCCAUAACAACAUCUUGGAGAUUGAGGGCAGAUACUACUUACAGUGUUGUGGAAUUCCGCAGGGCUCUAUUUUAUCAACUCUGCUUUGCAGUUUAUGCUAUGGAGACAUGGAAAACAAAUUAUUCUGUGGAAUUCAGCGAGAUGGAGUGCUGAUACGGUUAAUUGAUGACUUUUUGCUACUUACACCUCACUUAACCUUAGCGAAAACUUUUCUGAGGACUCUAGCAACAGGCAUUCCUGAGUAUGGCUUUUUAAUAAACCCCAAGAAGACCGUGAUGAAUUUUCCUGUUGAUGAGGAUAUCCCAGGAUGUUCCGAAUUUAAACAGUUACCAUAUUGUGGUGUGAUCCCAUGGUGUGGGUUGUUACUAGAUAUACAGACACUUGAGGUUUACUGUGACUACUCCAGUUAUGCCUGUACUUCUAUCAGGUCAAGUCUCUCCUUCAAUUCAAGCAGCACAGCAGGGAAAAACAUGAAAUACAAACUUGUCACAGUCUUGAAGCUGAAAUGUCAUAGUUUAUUUCUCAAUUUACAGAUCAACAGUCUUAGAACAGUUUUCAUGAACAUUUAUAAGAUAUUUUUGCUGCAGGCCUACAGGUUCCAUGCAUGUGUUCUCCAGCUUCCCUUUAACCAGCAAGUUAGAAAAAACCCUUGCUUCUUCCUGAGGAUCAUUUCUGAUACUGCAUCAUGCUGCUAUUCUAUUUUGAAAACCAAAAACACAGGGAUUGCUUUAGGCACCAAAGGGGCUUCUGGGCUAUUUCCUUCUGAAGCAGCAGAAUGGCUUUGCUAUCAUGCUUUCAUUAUCAAACUGACAAACCACAAAGUUGUCUACAAGUGCCUUCUUAGGUCCCUAAAAAUAUGUGAAUUGCAGCUAUUCAAGAAAAUCCCAAAGGCUACUAUGCAGCUGCUGAAGACAGUGACGGAGCCAGCUCUUUGUAAAGACUUCAAAGCCAUCAUGGAUUAAUUGACCUAAUCAGGUUAUUUAUAACCUUUAUAGAAUUAAUAAUAAUUGCUAAGUUUUAAGAAUUACUGACCAGUUUUUGUUUUGAUAUUUUACAAAUGAUGUGCCCACAACAACUUUUUAUGUCAGAAAUUUUCCCUAGCUGUUUCUUAGCUGGCAGGGAUUUAACAAGAUAGGCAGAAGAAUAUGUUACAUUUCUUUGAUAUCUCUCUUACAUAUUUCCUGUCCACUUCUAAUGACUGUAUCCAAUCACAGACUUUCUGAUCAUAGUGAUUCCCAUCUUCAUGAUGAAGAUUACAUUUAUUUAUAAGCUUUACUCAUAUGGCCACAGCUUUCUCCUCUGCUUUAGUCCAUCUUUCUAUAGAGCUCCUUUCUAUCUUUGCAUUUCAUAUUGCAGUAGUAAAAAUUAAACUGUUGGGUAAUUACAAAACGUUUUUGUUUUUUCUGGUAUCUAAUUCUACAGUAAUCUGCAAUGUUAUGUUGUUACUGCUAUGAUCUUAUGGAUGGACGUGUGCAUUAUGAUAUCUUAUCCUAAAAUGAACAUUACAUGUCCAGCUACACAGAGCAAGUGUAUUCAAUUGGUAUGAUGUCCCAUAAAGAAAUAUCAGUCUCAUACCUAGGAGAGUACAAUAAAUGUAGGCCAAAAGUUUCAAAAUU